UGUAGGGGAGACAUUCAUUUGUUCAUCUCCGACGCGCUUGGUAGAUCUGUUCGGCGCCCAUAACCUCCGUACGCGUCCUCCGAUACCGAUCCCGAUCAUGGAAGGCAUUCAGACGCACCCGUCAAACGCGGCGCAAGCCAAGGCCUUCACUGCGCCUGGAUCGCUGUCGUUCCCCGGGGCUACCAACGAGUUGACACCGCCGCUCGCCGUCAACGGUGAUGGUGUCGAGCGACCUGUGCUCAACGGCCAGCAGGCGGCAAAUGGGAAUGGGGUGACUCCCGCGACCCCAGCUGCGACGCCUGCCGCCAACCAAGGACCCAGUGGCAUUACUCCCACUCUGCAAAACAUUGUGGCAACAGUCAAUCUUGACUGCCGCUUGGACCUAAAGACGAUCGCUCUGCAUGCCCGAAAUGCGGAGUACAAUCCCAAGCGUUUCGCCGCCGUGAUUAUGCGUAUCCGAGAACCCAAGACCACGGCACUGAUCUUCGCCUCUGGCAAGAUGGUUGUGACUGGUGCGAAGUCUGAAGACGACUCCAAGCUUGCGUCAAGGAAAUACGCCCGCAUCAUCCAGAAGCUUGGCUUCAACGCCAAGUUCACCGACUUCAAGAUCCAGAACAUUGUGGGCUCCUGCGAUAUCAAGUUCCCUAUCCGACUUGAAGGCUUGGCAUCCCGCCAUCACAAUUUCAGCUCCUACGAACCCGAACUGUUCCCUGGUCUUAUCUACCGCAUGAUCAAGCCCAAGAUUGUGCUCCUCAUCUUCGUCAGUGGCAAGAUCGUCUUGACUGGUGCCAAGGUCCGAGAGGAGAUCUACCAGGCUUUCGAGAUGAUCUACCCUGUGUUGCAAGAUUUCCGUAAGGUUUAAAUACCUUGAUUUGCUGGAGGCCGAACAUGUGUCGACCAAAACUUUGGACACGCCCAGGCCACAGCGCACUCCCAACUCCUUAAUGCUAUUAG
Messenger RNA from Ilyonectria robusta, 954 nucleotides. RefSeq names its product transcription factor TFIID-domain-containing protein. Lineage: Eukaryota; Fungi; Ascomycota; Sordariomycetes; Hypocreales; Nectriaceae. The coding region runs from base 98 to 862 and encodes 254 amino acids. The transcript is spliced from 5 exons. Gene Ontology annotation, biological process: DNA-templated transcription initiation. The record is from RefSeq and is a predicted model, not a curated record. Gene Ontology annotation, molecular function: RNA polymerase II general transcription initiation factor activity; DNA binding.